AUGGAUAUCAAGGAAGGGGAUAUGAUAGACAGGGGCACCCAUGCCAGUGGGGUGGUUGUGCAAGUCAGAGAGAAGAAGGGAACACUGAGGGCUGCCAUCCCCUACAUGCCCUUCCCUGUAGCUGUCAUCUGCCUCUUCCUCAAUACGUUUGUGCCAGGGCUAGGUACUUUUGUGUCGGCUUUCACAGUGUUAUGUGGUGCAAGGACGGACCUCCCUGACCGGCACAUGUGUUGUGUGUUCUGGCUGAAUAUUGCAGCAGCUCUGAUACAAAUCCUCACAGCCAUAGUGAUGGUGGGAUGGAUCAUGAGCAUAUUUUGGGGAAUGGAUAUGGUGAUUAUGGCAAGUAAGUGGAAACUUUAUCAUUUUAUUAUUAUAAUAUUAAGGACACCUCAUCCUAAAACCAAGCUGGCUUAG
Molecule: messenger RNA, 414 nt
Organism: Bombina bombina (fire-bellied toad)
Lineage: Eukaryota; Metazoa; Chordata; Amphibia; Anura; Bombinatoridae
Gene: STUM
Product: stum, mechanosensory transduction mediator homolog
Exons: 2
Coding region: 1-414 (137 amino acids)
Source: RefSeq, a predicted model, not a curated record